AUUAAACUCCUCCUAGAAUUCCAUGUAGAAAGCCUAUUCAUUCAUUCACCUUUUGUUUACAAAUUUUUUUAUAAAGUAGGAUCAGUGGCAGCAUCGUUUGCACUCCACAUGGGGAGACACACUUGCUGUUACAAGCAGAAGCUAAAGAAAGGCCUGUGGUCUCCAGAGGAAGAUGAGAAACUUUUGAAUUAUUUAACCAAGCAUGGACAUGGCUGUUGGAGCUCUGUCCCCAAACUCGCAGGCCUACAAAGGUGUGGAAAGAGUUGCAGGCUAAGGUGGAUCAACUACUUGAGGCCCGAUUUGAAGAGAGGAGCAUUUUCACAGCAGGAAGAGAACUUGAUUAUUGAACUCCAUGCAGUGCUUGGCAACAGAUGGUCUCAGAUUGCAGCCCAGUUACCCGGAAGAACCGAUAAUGAGAUUAAGAACUUGUGGAAUUCCUGCAUCAAGAAGAAGCUGAGGCAGAGAGGCAUUGACCCCAACACUCACAAGCCUCUCUCUGAGCUGGACAUUGAUAAAGAGAAGCGGGUCACAAACAAUGACAAGGCUUCUAGUGUGUCCGGUGAACUCAACCUCAUCGAGGCAGCAAAGUCAAAAUCAUCUUCGGCUUCUUCUGGCUCCAGGAUCGCCAACAACAAGGACAACUCAAGCACUCAUGAUUUCUUCCUGGGGAACUCUGGCAAUACCAGUUCCAGGCCUCCUGGCCUGAUGGGGUGUUUUACUUUCCAGAAGUUGAAUUACGGGACUAAUAUUGGGCUAUCUGUGAAUCCAAAUACUGCUGUUUGCUUUAAUCCGGGCUCUAGUUCCUCUGAGAUGAUUUCUGAAUUCAAUCUUAGCAAUUCCUCCAUUUUCUCAUCAAUGUCAAACUCAAUCUUCCAAACCCCAAUACGAGUUCCAUCAGUAAUUCUUCCCACUGAUGAUCCUUCUUUAGGAUCUAAUAGAGUCCAGAACUGGGAAGGAAGCAGCUUCAGCAAUAACUGUGGAAGCCAAAGCACAAGUUAUAGCUUUGACAACAAUGCUUUCUCUUGGGGGCUGUCAGAUUGUGGAAAAUCAGUUGAAGAAGGAGAAGUCAUAAAAUGGUCCGAAUAUCUGAGUACACCAUUUCUUCUUGGAGGCACUGGCACUGUACAGAAUCAAACAUCACAACCCAUGUACAGUAAUGAGAGCAAACCAGAUACAAACUUGAUAGCAGAUGUACCAGGCAGCACGGCUUGGCAUCAGAACCAGCAUCAACAAGGUAAUUCACAGGCUUCCAAUGUAUAUACUAAGGAUCUCCAGAGACUUGCUGUGGCCUUUGGACAAACCCUUUAGAAGUUUAAUGAAAUUCAGGUGAACAAGAGCACAUAUAUGGGAAUUGAGGUAAUUGCUUGGAGAAACAUAUUAUGUAUUGUGCUUGUGGAGAAAGGAUGUGUGUCUGUGUUAUAAGAUAUUUCUCUUUUGGUUUUGUAAAUGUAUCUGAUAUAGAACCUCUUUUUUCAGCAUUUAUCAAAUAAAUAUAUUUGUGGUUGAACUGAGAUUCGAUUA
This is a messenger RNA of Tripterygium wilfordii, 1521 nucleotides long. RefSeq names its product transcription factor MYB61-like. Bases 109 to 1308 code for a protein of 399 amino acids. Gene Ontology annotation, biological process: regulation of stomatal movement. The record is from RefSeq and is a predicted model, not a curated record. The transcript has 3 exons. NCBI's taxonomy places the organism in Eukaryota, Viridiplantae, Streptophyta, Magnoliopsida, Celastrales, Celastraceae.